AUGGCUGCCUCCAUGAGAUUAGCGUGUGCCGCUUCGGUACCGGGAAGUCUACUUAGAGCAGAGUUUCCACCCCGCCCCCCGAUUUUAAGGAGUUUAUAAAGCGGUAGUAGUGCUAAUUCUCCUCUCUGGUAGGACGAAGAAGAUUCCCAAGAAGGAGCGGAGCAGAAGCGUAAGGCGCGCAUAAAUACGAGCGGAGAGAAGCAAAACUAUUAAGAGGUUGGAGGACCGGAGUAAGACUUGAUACUGAUGAUCAGACCUGUAGCGGGUCCGGCUUGUUUGUUGUACAGAUACAAUUUGGGGACAGACAAGUAGCAGCAAGAGCCACGUGGGUGACUUUGGCUUUCGAGAAGUAAUGAUGCGCCCCGUGUUGCUGUCACCUUGUGUUAAAAGUUGCUCCCGGAUACUUGCCCAGUUCUGGGCUGAAGGAGGUGGAAAGCCCAGGCAGCGGCGAUGCCUCUUCUCCAGUUCUCCGUCGCUUUCUUCGGCUUCCUACUGGAGCAAAGUGGUUUCGGAGGCCGAGAAAAUUGUGGGCUACCCGACCUCUUUCAUGAGCCUUCGGUGCCUCUUGAGCGACGAGCUGAGCAACAUCGCUAUGCAGAUGCGCAAAUUGGUGGGAACCAACCACCCCUUGCUUAACACGGCCAGAUUCCGACGACCGGGGUUGAAGUCAACAGAAGAGUCCAUUCAGAAUGACAUUGUCAGUGGGAUAUAUUCCAGUCAACGAGCUCUUGCAGAGAUCACAGAGUUGAUCCACACAGCUUUCCUUGUGCAUCGUGGAAUUGUAAACAUUGCUGAACUGACAUCCUCAGAUGGAGCAUUGAAAGAUAUGCAAUUUGGAAAUAAAAUGGCUGUCCUGAGUGGUGAUUUUCUUCUAGCAAAUGCCUGUACAAGUCUUGCUCAGCUGCAAAAUACUAAGGUGGUAGAGAUUAUGUCAAGUGCCAUUGGCGAAUUAGUACAAGGAAUAUAUUAUGAAAAUUCAAGCUCAGGAAAGGAAAACAGUCUUACAGAUGACAUCAGAAUAUCAGAUUGGAAAGAGCAGAUUUUCCAAUCUCAUUGUGUUUUGCUGGCCAAAGGCUGCAAGGCUGCAAUGGAAUUGGCAAAGCAUGCUGCAGGAAUUCAGAAGAUGGCGUUUAACUAUGGGAAGCACAUGUCUAUGUGUCACAAGCUAAAUGCUGAUAUUCAGCCAUUUAUUGAUGGAAAUUCGAAUGAUUCCCUGCCAUUUAACUUAAAUUCUGCUCCUGCAAUAUUCCAUCAAGAGUUUGUUGGAAGAGAAGUCUGGAUUAAGCAAAUUAAAGAGACUCAAGGCAAAGGAGACUUAAUAGACUAUAGCAAGUUGCAAGAUGCAAUCAAGGCUAGCAAAGGUGUGACUUCAGCUAUUGACCUAUGUCGUUGCCAUGGAAACAGCGCACUGGAAGCUCUAGAAUGUUUCCCUCCCUCUGAGGCCAGAUCUGCCUUAGAAAACAUUGUUUACGCUGUGACAAGAUUUUCAUAAUGUAGAAUUGGAAGAAAAAAAAAACUGCUGUUCAUUUGUGGAAACGAGCCAAACAGAACAGGUGAUUGCAAAAGUCAGAUCUGCCAUUGCUAGGGAUCCAAAUGCAAUUGUGGCUUUAAA
Molecule: messenger RNA, 1612 nt
Organism: Protobothrops mucrosquamatus (brown spotted pit viper)
Lineage: Eukaryota; Metazoa; Chordata; Lepidosauria; Squamata; Viperidae
Gene: PDSS2
Product: decaprenyl diphosphate synthase subunit 2
Exons: 8
Coding region: 353-1492 (379 amino acids)
Biological process (GO): ubiquinone biosynthetic process; isoprenoid biosynthetic process
Cellular component (GO): transferase complex; mitochondrion
Molecular function (GO): prenyltransferase activity
Source: RefSeq, a predicted model, not a curated record